Drosophila novamexicana is the source of this 1089-nucleotide messenger RNA. It is a transcript of the gene MED4, whose product is annotated as mediator of RNA polymerase II transcription subunit 4. Gene Ontology annotation, cellular component: core mediator complex; mediator complex. Gene Ontology annotation, molecular function: transcription coregulator activity. The transcript has 2 exons. Lineage: Eukaryota; Metazoa; Arthropoda; Insecta; Diptera; Drosophilidae. The record is from RefSeq and is a predicted model, not a curated record. Gene Ontology annotation, biological process: regulation of transcription by RNA polymerase II. Bases 90 to 875 code for a protein of 261 amino acids.
CACCAACAAAAGUCUUGCGAAAACGUUCCGGCUUUUUUGUGUGCAAAAUAUAAAUUACAGAGCUUUUACUAUUAGUUAAGGAGUUCACCAUGUCGUUUCAUUUAAGCACCAAGGAGCGCUUACUGCUGCUAAUCGAUGACAUCGAAAUGAUUUCCAAAGAACUUAUAGAGCAAGCGCACCAGAAAAUCUCCAGCACGGAACUUUCGGAUUUGCUGGACUUGUUAGUUUCAAAAGAUGAAGAGUUUAGAAAAAUGUUGGAAUUGGCGGAGGAGCAGGCCAAAGUGGAAGAAGCAAUGGAUAAAUUGCGCGCCAAUGUCGAGAUUCACGAUCGGGAGAUUCAAAAGCUACAGAAAUCAUUGAAAGACGCCGAGCUCAUACUCUCUACAGCCAUUUUUCAGGCACGCCAGAAACUGGCUAGCAUUAAUCAAGCCAAUAAGCGGCCGGUUUCGUCAGAGGAACUCAUCAAGUACGCACACCGCAUUAGUUCAGCAAACGCAGUCAGCGCUCCGCUGACUUGGUGCAUUGGAGAUCUCAGACGACCAUAUCCCACAGAUAUUGAAAUGCGCAACGGUCUAUUGGGAAAAUCUGAGCAAAACAUUAAUGGUGGACUUGUCACUCAUCAAAAUAGCGCCAUUCAGUCGGACGCCCAGCGAAAUUUAAGCGGCACAGGCGGUGGCGGGAGUGGCAGCGGAAGUGAAGUGCCAAAUACAUUCCAAAACCAAUUCAGCUGGAACCUAGGUGAAUUGCACAUGAUGGGUGCUUCUGGCAACUCAGUGGCACUGGAGACACGUGCUCAUAAAGAAUCUUCAGCUCAGGAUGAUGUCGAAGUCAUGUCCACAGACAGCUCAAGUUCUAGUUCGAGUGAUUCACAAUAGUUUCUUAGAUGCAGAACAAAAAUAGUAAUAGUAAAAGUAGCAAAUAAGAGAAAAGUUUAUUGUACACACAUAUAUAUAUUAGAUUUUUGGAGUUGGCCAGGUCUAGGUGCUAGAUUUUAUGUAUUUCAAUUGAAAUGCACAAAAGCUUAGAACUGGAGCUGACCAGACCUAAAAAUCUUCUAAAUUUAAGAAAGAGGACGCGAACUCCUUAAAA